AUGCCACGGCGGAUAGAGGCUAUCGAUGACUAUGCGUCCGCAGUACCGCAGAUCAUUCUUUCAUCGUCAGAUGGCGAUUUCCUCGAUCACCUUAUUCCAGUCCUAAAGGAUGCAUCGAACUCCCGCCGAACGCCGGCUCUUAUUCAGUGUCUCAACCAAUAUACGGAAGACCGCGAGGCAGACAUCGAGCGAAUCGGGAUGACGAAGCACGAGGAGUUUCUAGACUCUGUCAAUCAGUUACAGAACGUUCGCGAAGAUGCCGUCGCGCUCAUCGCCGAGAUUUUGAAGCUAAAUCAAUCUAUUCAGUCCAGCACCGAACAGCUCGCGGAGCAAAAGAGCGCGUUGGUCAAUACAAAGGCUGUACGACAGAACAUCUCGGAUGCCUCUAACGCUCUAAAGGAGUCACUUAAAGUGCUCCACGCCGUCAAUCAUGCCCACGAACUUGUGCGGCGAAAGCAAUACUAUUCGUCUCUCAAAUCACUCGAAGACCUCCAAAAUGAGCACCUGGUUCCCAUAUUACAGAACCGCUACGCUACGCAACAUAGGCUCGCUGACGCCAUUCAAAAGUCCAUCCCCGCCUCCAGGAAAGCAAUUUCCGAGGCAGUCAUGGCUGAUCUAAACACAUGGCUUUUUCGCAUACGAGAAGCAUCUCAAUUCUUAGGAGAGCUUGCUUGGUAUUAUACUGAGCAAAGGCGGCUGCGGCAAAAAAAACGAAUUGAGGAAGACUCAUUCUUGUCCAAUUUCAAACUAAAUUCGUCCAUAGAGCUUGUUUGCGAUGAGAACGAAGAGCUUGACGUACUGGACAAUGAGGAACUCCAAAUCGCGUUCACUCCUCUUUUUGAAGCAGUCCACAUUCACGAGGCUUUAAACCAAGCAGAUCGCUUCCGUUCGGAGUAUGCCGCCACGCGUCGACAGCAAAAGGACUUACUCCUACCUAGCUCGAUGGACCUAUCUGCGGAGGACGAAUCGUCCCUCAGUAGCCUCUUGGAAGGCAUAACAGGAUUCGCAAUCAUUGAAAAGGCCACCAUGCGGCGCGUUCCACAUCUGCGAUCUGCCAUUGAGGUAGAAGAGUUGUGGGAAUCCAUGUGCAGCACAGGCAUCAAUGUAGCAUCGAAGGCACUGAACGAUGUGACGAAUGCUGAGGUGCUGCUCAAGAUCAAAGGAAUUGUUGCGUUGUUCAUUCAGACAAUGGAGGGGUACGGAUACCCUGUCUCGAGUCUGGAAACCUUUCUGCUCACACUAUUUGAUAAAUAUGCCGAGCUCCUAAGACGCAGAUUCAGUGACGACUUUCAAGAGAUUGUAUCAACAGAUGAUUACAUGCCCAUGGCAAUCAAUUCACAGGAAGAAUUCGACAAGGUUCUCAAUGUCAGCUGGUACACGCCAGAACAUAAUGUCGAAAACAUCACGUUCCCUUGCGUCCUGCCCUUCUCUCAAAUGUACCCUCUUUGUUGUAUCGACAUUCAGAAUUUCCUCAACCAGUUUUAUUUUUUCUCGGACGACCACUUUCAGCAUUCAGAUGUUAUUGACGAAUCACUGCGGCAGUCCCUCGAUGAGCUUCUGACAGAAAAGGUCUGUCGAUCUCUUGUUGAGCGGCUCAGCUCUCAGUAUCUCGGUCAAAUCGUUCAGAUUCUGAUCAAUCUGGAGCAUUUCGAAACAGCAUGCCAAGAACUAGAGCUUCUUCUUAUAAGCGCAAGGUCUUCCACUUCAGCUGGCGGCCCAUUGAAGCUCAACGCCACUGAGGAGUUUCGAAAUAACAAAAAGACGGCGGAGAAGCGGAUUUUUGAGCUUGUUAACUCGAAGAUUGAUGACCUUGUAGACACAGCUGAAUACGACUGGUUUACGACAACCGAUCCAUCAGAGCCCAGUUCUUAUAUGCAGACGCUUACUCGUUAUCUCUCAAAUAUCAUGAACUCUACCCUUUUGGGCCUUCCCCGAGAAAUUAAAGAGCUCAUUUACUUCGACGCAUUGAGCCAUACUGCGAGUAAGAUAUUGGCACUCCCACUCUCACCCGAGGUCAAAUCUAUUAGCUCAAGCGCUGUAUCAGCCCUUUCACAGGAUGUCCAAUAUUUGACGGAAUUCGUCGAUAGUCUUGAGAACGGCGAGAUGCUCAAGGAAAACUUGGAUGAGUUGCAACAAACUGUCAACCUCCUACAAUCCGAUAAUCACGAUGAAUUCUACGAUAUGUCAGUGCGUAAUAAGAAGUAUAACCGAGUCGACGCCCUCAACGGCCCUGUUUUGCUAGAGAAGCUCAACAGCAGUGCCGCGCAGACGUCUAGCAGAGGUGCGCCGCUAUCCAAUUUAUCUUCUAGGUUCGGAAUGAUGAAAUGA
This is a messenger RNA of Beauveria bassiana ARSEF 2860, 2328 nucleotides long. Its product is annotated as Exocyst complex subunit Sec15. The transcript has 9 exons. Lineage: Eukaryota; Fungi; Ascomycota; Sordariomycetes; Hypocreales; Cordycipitaceae. Gene Ontology annotation, biological process: intracellular protein transport; Golgi to plasma membrane transport; exocytosis. The coding region runs from base 1 to 2328 and encodes 775 amino acids. Gene Ontology annotation, cellular component: exocyst; membrane. The record is from RefSeq and is a predicted model, not a curated record.